Messenger RNA from Acomys russatus (golden spiny mouse), 1884 nucleotides. It is a transcript of the gene Poll, whose product is annotated as DNA polymerase lambda. Lineage: Eukaryota; Metazoa; Chordata; Mammalia; Rodentia; Muridae. The transcript has 8 exons. Gene Ontology annotation, biological process: double-strand break repair via nonhomologous end joining. Gene Ontology annotation, molecular function: DNA binding; DNA-directed DNA polymerase activity. The record is from RefSeq and is a predicted model, not a curated record. The coding region runs from base 123 to 1844 and encodes 573 amino acids. Gene Ontology annotation, cellular component: nucleus.
GUUUCCGAGACCCUUGUGAAGGGGGUCUGUUAACCUCCAUUUGGUCUAGGGGCGGCCCUCAGUCUUGGAUUUUUGCAUGGUAUCUGUCCUUAAACAGAAGGUUCGGGAUCCAGCGUACUUCAAUGGACUCCCAGGGCAUCGUGAAGGCAUUUCCCAAGCGAAAGAAAAUUCAUGCAGAUCCAUCAUCAAAAGCACUUGCAAAGAUCCCCAAAAGGGAGGCCGGAGAUGGUGGAGAAUGGCUGAGCUCUCUGAGGGCCCACGUUAUGCCCGCUGGCAUUGGACGAGCCCGGGCUGAACUCUUUGAGAAGCAGAUUGUCCAUCAUGGUGGCCAGAUAUGCUCUGCCCAAGCCCCAGGAGUCACCCACAUUGUGGUGGAUGAAGGCAUGGACUGUGAGCGGGCUCUCAGGCUCCUUAGACUGCCCCAGUUACCCGCUGGUGCUCAGCUGGUAAAGUCAGCCUGGCUGAGCUUGUGCCUGCAGGAGAGGAGGCUGAUGGACACACAUGGAUUCAGCCUCUCCGUCCCCAAUAGGUCCUUGGACCAACCACAGCCUGGCAAGGCAGGUCAAGAUGCUUCUGUUCCGGGCACCCAUGGCGUCCUACCUGGGACAACCGGCUCCCUGUCCCCUCCUCACAUUGGAGCUGGAGCUCUUCCCCUCAAGGCAGAAAAGCCACCAAGAACCCAAACCCAGCUCAGCUCAGAUGAUGAAACCAGCGAUGGGGAAGGGCCCCAGGUUAGCCCAGCAGAUCUGGAAGCCUUGAUCAGUGGGCACUCCCCCACUCCCCCUGAGCAAGAUGGUGCGCCUGACGCAGCCCCAGAAACCUUGGGCAAGUGGGUCUGUGCACAGCCUUCAAGCCAAAAGGCAACUAAUUAUAACCUGUACAUCACAGAGAAGCUAGAAGUGCUGGCUAAAGCCUACAGUGUCCAGGGAGACAAGUGGAGGGCCCUGGGCUAUGCCAAGGCCAUCAACGCCCUCAAAAGCUUCCACAAGCCUGUCAGCUCCUACCAGGAGGCUUGUAGCAUCCCGGGAAUCGGUAGGCGGAUGGCUGAGAAGAUCACAGAGAUCCUGGAGAGUGGGCAUCUGAGGAAGCUAGACCACAUCAGUGACAGUGUGCCUGUCUUGGAGCUCUUCUCCAACAUCUGGGGAGCUGGGACUAAGACUGCCCAGAUGUGGUACCAUCAGGGCUUCCGAAACCUAGAAGACAUUCGAAGCCUGGGCUCCCUGACGGCUCAGCAGGCCAUUGGCUUGAAGCACUAUGAUGAUUUCCUGGACCGCAUGCCCAGGGAGGAGGCUGCAGAAAUUGAGCAGAUGGUCCGGAGAUCAGCCCAGGCCUUCAACCCCGGGCUGCUGUGUGUGGCCUGUGGCUCUUACCGAAGGGGGAAGAUGACCUGCGGGGACGUGGAUGUGCUCAUCACUCACCCAGAUGGCCGGUCCCACCAGAGCAUCUUCAACCGCCUCCUCGACAGCCUUUGGCAGCAAGGGUUCCUCACGGAUGACUUGGUGAGCCAGGAGGAGAACGGCCAGCAGCAAAAGUACCUGGGUGUGUGCCGGCUGCCAGGGCCUGGGCAGCGGCACCGGAGACUCGACAUCAUUGUAGUACCCUACAGUGAGUUUGCCUGCGCCCUGCUCUACUUCACGGGCUCUGCCCACUUCAACCGGUCUAUGAGAGCUCUGGCCAAGACCAAGGGCAUGAGUCUGUCAGAGCAUGCCCUCAGCGCAGCCGUGGUCCGGAACAGCCAAGGUGUCAAGGUGGGGCCUGGACAGGUGCUGCCCACGCCGACAGAGAAAGACGUCUUCAGGCUCUUAGGCUUGCCAUACCGAGAGCCAGCUGAGCGGGACUGGUGACCUAGGGCUUGGGCAAGGGAAGCCCUGCUGGGCGAGCUGC